Rattus norvegicus (Norway rat) is the source of this 999-nucleotide messenger RNA. It is a transcript of the gene Cts8l1, whose product is annotated as cathepsin 8-like 1. The record is from RefSeq and is a predicted model, not a curated record. Gene Ontology annotation, biological process: proteolysis. Gene Ontology annotation, molecular function: cysteine-type endopeptidase activity; cysteine-type peptidase activity. NCBI's taxonomy places the organism in Eukaryota, Metazoa, Chordata, Mammalia, Rodentia, Muridae.
AUGAGUCCUUUUGUCCUGCUGACCAUCCUGUGCUUGGCAGUAGCCAGAGAUACUCAAUCAUCUGAUCCCAGUUUGGAUUCUGAAUGGCAGGAGUGGAAGAUAAAAUAUGACAAAAACUACAGCCUGGAAGAAGAAGGACAAAGGAGAGCAGUAUGGGAAGAAAACAUGAAAGUGGUAAAACAACAUAAUAUUGAAUAUGACCAGGGAAAGAAUAACUUCACCAUGAAGGUCAAUGCCUUUGGUGACAUGACUGGUGAGGAAUUCAGGAAAAUGAUGAUUGAUAUUCCAGUCCUGCGUUUUAGGAAGAAAAGUAUCCAGUCACAUACUGGUGGUUAUCUCCCGAAAUUUGUGGACUGGAGAAGAAGAGGUUAUGUGACUUCUGUGAAGAAUCAGGGCAGAUGUAAUUCUUGUUGGGCUUUUUCUGUGGCUGGUGCCAUAGAGGGACAGAUGUUCCGGAAAACAGGCAGACUGGUCUCACUGAGUGCACAAAACCUAGUGGACUGUUCUAGACCUGAAGGAAAUCGUGGCUGUAUUUCAGGCCACACAUUUUAUACUUUCAAGUAUGUGUGGAAUAAUGGAGGUCUGGAGGCUGAGUCAACCUAUCCUUAUGAAGGAAGGGAAGGACACUGUCGGUACCUUCCUGAACGUUCUGCUGCUAGGAUCAAAGGUUUUUCAAUUAUCUCAAGCACUGAGGAAGCUUUAAUGAAUGCUGUAGCAACUAUAGGGCCCAUUUCUGUUGGAAUUGAUGCUUCACAUGAAUCUUUCACAUUUUAUAGUGGAGGUAUUUAUUAUGAGCCAAAAUGUAGGAAUAAAACUGUGAACCAUGCUGUUCUGUUAGUUGGCUAUGGCUAUGAAGGAAGAGAGUCAGAUGGAAGGAAAUACUGGCUGAUAAAGAACAGUCAUGGUGUAGGAUGGGGCAUGAAUGGCUACAUGAAGCUUGCCAGAGGCUGGAACAAACACUGUGGAAUUGCUACAUGUGCUUUUUAUCCCAGAGUGUAA